AUGAACUACCACCUACCUGGCGCCUUCCGGUUCCCGUUUCCCCCCCUGUGGGCCAGAGGGGGUCAUCCCGGUCCCCACCAGGCGGGGUACCAUUUAAGCAAUUUACCUGGGCGGCCCAAAGCCGGAGAAGUGAGUCUCCCAUGCGGUCUCAUCAAAAUGGCCGAUGGCUGCACAGCAACAGCACUGACGGAGACGGCGUUCCCGCUAAGACACGCUGAUGAGGUGACACAGCAGUACUGCUAUCACAGGAAGUCCCAGAGGGCUCUUGAGUCCCCAUGCAACGACCCUGGAACACGCAUACUGACAGGCGAGAACCAUCAAAGACAGCACUUCCCUCAUAUACCCACAGCAAAGCGGCAAUCCCUGAGGCUCGCACACCGAGCAAGCUUCAUCAAUGAGAAAUGCUGGGAGGGCAAACGGGAAAAUCCACACCAUCCACUGACCGCAUGGUACUACAGCACUCAAACGUACCUGGCAACCUGGAAGCCUCCAAGGACUCUCCCCACACUUAGGCACAGACUAUGA
This is a messenger RNA of Pelobates cultripes (western spadefoot toad), 525 nucleotides long. NCBI's taxonomy places the organism in Eukaryota, Metazoa, Chordata, Amphibia, Anura, Pelobatidae. The record is from the annotation of a GenBank genome assembly.